GGGAGUGGAGGAACAGGGGGAAAAAAAAAAGAAAAAGCUGAACAAUUAAAAAGAUUGACAGGUAGGUUUUCGCUGUCAGAGUGACGCUCCUCGGAGGGGUGGAGUGUAGAGAGGGAGCACGGGAGGCGACUCGAUGCGUCUGUCUAUCAGUUGAGGCUGUCUGAAACGCUCUCUCUCUCCGUAAUUCCUCAGUCAGGAGACCGAGCACCGAGCACCGGAGCCCGCUCGCGCUUUCCUCCCCGGCUCGCGCCUUUUCGCUUAAUUACUUCCCCGCGCGGCGAACGCCUUUCAUUCCUCCUUUCUUCCUCCUCCUCUUCCUCAUCCCCGCGCUUCCUAAAAUCGCGCACAUGCCUGUUUUUUUUUUCUUCCUCCCUCUCUUCGUCGAGGCUGCUCCCGCCGCUGAAGUGACUGACUGACUGACAUUAACCGAUUAACCGUCUGCUCUCCUCUCCUUCUCUCUCCCCUCCCCUCUCUCCCUUCUUUCGCCUCGGCCCAGAGCUUGAAGUCGCCCGGAGUGGACAUACAGAGCGCGCGCAGUUGGACGAGGCUGUUUAUUUAUCUUGCUUUUUGUUUGUUUGUUUCUUUCUGCCGACCGUGGAAGUUUUUUUUUUGUUGUUUUUUUUUCUUUUUCUUUUUUUUUUUCUUCUUGUUCUGGCGAGUCCUCCGUCCUCCGUGAUCCCUCCCUCCCUCCCUCCUUCCUUCCCUCUCUCUUUUUGAUUCCGGAUGGCAGCGGGGAGAAUGAACGAGGCGGACGAUCAUGUCGAGUCCACCACAAACGCGUCAGCCUGAACGAUCUCCGCUCGGGAGGAGGAGGACCGCGCCGGCUCCGCUGAGGGACGAACUCGCGUCGUUUUUCCAGAGCAAAGACUUUCAUCCGCUCCAGUGAAGGACAGAGAGACACAGAGAGAAAGAGAGACAGAGACGGGAACUAAAACAAACAAACAGAACAUAAAAGUAAAGACCGUCUGCUUUGAUCCAGAGAACGGAAACGACUGAGAAAAAAAAAAAACAGAAAACGUCACACGUAUCAUUUUCACGUUUUUCCGUUUUUUUGCGUUUUUACGUUUUUUCACAUAUAUAUCCCCUUCCUGUAUGAAAAGUCAAGUGGAAAGAGUUGGAGACCAGCAUGCCGCGGAGAAAGCAGCAAGCACCGAGGCGAUCCUCAGCCUAUGUGCCUGAGGACGAGCUGAAGGCAGCCAAGAUCGAUGAGGAGCACCUGCAGGAUGACGGCCUCUCCUUAGACGGCCAGGACACAGAGUACCUGUGCAACGAUGAGGACGAUGCACGUGAGCAGCUAAGCUAUCAAAACUCCCCUCUCAGCAAUGGCACCAACCCAGACGCUGGGUACGGCUCACCCCUCAGCGACACCAGCGAUCACCUGGCCGACUUCAAGAGCACCUCCUCCAAAGAGGGCCAGGACAAGGAGGAGGGCGAGGACAUGGAGACAGAAGCUGGUCUUUCCUUGCAGGACAGCCUGGCGCAGAUGAAAGCCGUCUAUGCAAACCUGAUCUCGGACGCCUCCUGGUCCAGCAUUGCAAAGGACAUUAUGAAAAGCAAACAACUUAGCGCCAGCAGCAACAGCACGACAAGCAACCACAAGGGGAGCAAUAGCAUUGUGAACAGUCAUGCAACUAACACAAAUAGCAGUGGAGGCAGCAGCAUUAGCACUGCUAGUGGUAGCGCUAGUGCUACAACAACCACCUCCACCACCACAAGCACCAACCCUGCAAAGGCUGCUGCUUUUACCAGUCCUAAAAAUGGAAACAUAAGUGGUACCAGCAGUGGAGGUGUCGCUUAUGACUGGCACCAAGCUGCACUUGCUAAAACUUUACAGCAUACAGCGUACCACCUCUUGCCAGAACCCAGUCUCUUCAGCACGGUGCAGCUGUACCGGCAGAACAAUAAACUGUAUGGGCCUGUAUUUACUGGUGCCAGCAAAUUUAGAUGCAAGGACUGCAGUGCAGCUUACGACACCCUUGUAGGCCUCACAGUACACAUGAACGAAACAGGCCAUUACCGUGAUGACAAUAAAGACCAGGAGGAUGAUUCAGGCAAGAAAUGGUCCAAGCCAAGGAAACGUUCCUUGAUGGAGAUGGAGGGCAAAGAGGAUGCUCAGAAAGUCUUGAAGUGCAUGUACUGUGGACACUCAUUUGAAUCCCUGCAAGACCUCAGUGUCCACAUGAUCAAAACAAAACACUACCAGAAAGUGCCUCUCAAAGAACCAAUGCCAGCUCUUGCCUCAAAGCUGGUGCCCUCUACCAAAAAACGAGUCUUUCACGACUUAGUGUCCCCAUGUUCACCCGAGUCCAUCAGUAGCACCACUGGUGUUCCACUGGCAGAGUCCACACCCACCAAAGACCAGAAGGUUUCUAACCCCUAUGUUACCCCUAACAAUCGCUAUGGCUAUCAGAACGGUGCAAGCUAUACCUGGCAGUUUGAGGCCCGAAAAGCCCAGAUUCUCAAGUGUAUGGAGUGUGGAAGUUCUCAUGACACCUUGCAGCAGCUAACAGCCCAUAUGAUGGUCACAGGGCAUUUCCUCAAAGUCACCAAUUCUGCUUCGAAAAAGGGUAAACAGCUAGUAUUUGACCCAGUGGUGGAGGAAAAAAUUCAAUCCAUUCCUCUUCCGCCAACCACAACACGUCUGCCAAUUCCAACCAUCAAGUCGCAACCAGAAUCUCCAUUGCACUCCUCCUCAAAUGAAGACAGGAAGGAUUCACAGGAAGAAAAAAUGGAGUUGGGUGAACCAGAGAAGAAAAUCAAAGAGGAGAAAGAGGAUCCCUCUGAAAAAACUGAGAAGCCUGAGAAACCUGGUCAGUACAAGUAUCUCAGAGAGGAGGAUCUGGAGGAGACUCCCAAAGAGGGUCUUGAUAUUCUCAAGUCUCUAGAAAAUACUGUAUCUAGUGCGAUCAGCAAGGCUCAGACUGGUACCCCCACAUGGGGAGGCUAUCCUAGUAUCCACGCUGCAUACCAGCUCCAAGGUUCAGUGAAAUCUCUCUCGGCUGUUCAGAGUGUCAAAAUGCAACCUACAUACAGCGCUAGCAGCUUGAAGUCUCUGUCAACUGAAACCAGUGCCCUCAUCCAUUCCCCAAGCAGUCCGUCUCCACCACCAAAUCAUAAGAACAAUGUCCUGGCCAUGGAAGAGCUAGUGGAGAAAGUAACAGGUAAAAUUGUCUCGAAGAAAGAGAAGGAGGAAAAGGGUAUUGAACGCAUCCCAAAACAUGUCUCCGCGAAAUCACCUUCACCUGUACCCAAGGAGAAGAAAGAUCUGCAUCAGCCAACUGACCUUAGCAAGCCUACAAAGAAUGGCACCACAGAGGAGAUUGAGUCAGCUGGGAGGGAAGGAGAACAGAGGGAGCGCCAUGCAGAUACGCCUGACAAGAACGGGAUGGAUGCCCUCAAAACGCCAGUCAGCAAUGGUUGCAGCAGUUUGGGAAUUAUCACUGAUCACUCACCAGAACAGCCUUUAGUCAACCAUCUCAGUGCACUGCAGUCUAUCAUGAACACUCACUUAGGCAAGGCUUCCAAAACUGUCAGCCCACUCCUCGAUCCAUUAGCAAUGCUUUACAAAAUCAGCAACAACAUGAUGGAGAAGCCCAUUUACAAUCCUACUCAGGUUAAACAAGUUGAGUCCAUCAACAGAUAUUAUGACAACGAUGAUCAGCCAAUGGACUUGACAAAAUCCAAGAGCAGCAAUGGGCGCACAAACAAUGGCUCCUCCACUGUCAUAAGCAACAGUAACAACAGCAGCAUCGCUAACAGUAACCGACCCAUUCUGUCCAACUUAUCUGAGUCAGUGUCUUCCCCUCUGCGGGAAAAUGCUUUGAUGGACAUCUCGGACAUGGUGAAAAACCUUACGGGCCGCCUGACACCAAAGUCAUCGACGCCCUCUUCUGUCUCAGAGAAGUCAGAUGCAGAUGGCAGCGCUUUUGAAGAUGCUCUGGAGGAUUUUACCCAUGUGCAAAAGAGGAAAGGAAGACAGUCUAACUGGAACCCUCAGCAUCUGCUGAUUUUGCAGGCUCAGUUUGCAUCCAGCCUUCGUGAGACCCCCGAGGGGAAGUUCGUCAUAACAGACCUGGGUCCUCAGGAGCGUGUACAUAUCUGUAAGUUCACAGGUCUCUCCAUGACCACGAUCUCUCACUGGCUGGCCAACGUGAAGUACCAGCUUAGGCGGACAGGCGGAACCAAGUUCCUAAAGAACAUUGACUCGGGCCAGCCUCUGUUCCUGUGCAGCGACUGUGCUUCCCAGUUCAGAACUCCCUCCACUUACAUUAGCCACUUAGAAUCCCAUUUAGGGUUCAGUUUGAAGGACCUUUCAAAGUUAUCUCUAGACCUCAUGAGGGAGCAGCAGGCGGUCACAAAAAUGAUAACGGACAAGACCUUCAAUUCCCUGGCCUUGACCGAGGAGGACUCUAAUUCCAUCUAUCAGUGCAAACUGUGCAAUAGGACUUUUGUCAGCAAGCAUGCAGUCAAGCUGCACCUCAGUAAAACGCAUGGCAAGUCUCCAGAGGACCACUUGAUCUUUGUCUCUGAGCUUGAAAAGUUAGAUAAAGCGUAGAGGAGGAGCAGGCCAGUGGCAGUGAAGUGACUUGCUCAAGAAUCCUUGCACUACAUCACUGUACUGCACUGCACCUGAACUGAGCCUUCAGUCAAAAUCAGUCAAAUAUUUGUUGUGCAACUGCCUGACUGGACCAUGAUCUGUUUCUUCUUUUAUUAUUUUCUUUGUUUGUUUUGGUUGUUGUUUUUUUCACUCUCUUGAUUUCUAUAUCUUACUUUGUAUUGUAUUUAUAUAUGUGUUAACUUUGUGCAUGUUUUUUUUUUUUCCACCAGUGACCAGAUUCAAGCAGAUUUUUCCACUGUUUGUAUUCUGUGGAAUUGAGAAUGAGACCAGCAUGGUAUCCAUGGGCAUGGUCAAAAACAAGACUGAAGAAGUAAUACGUGAAUAUAGUUGAGUCUAUCAUACUGUACACUUAACCGAUAAAUGUGCAGGAACCAUUAAGAAUAUAUAUGAAGUGAGAAAGUAUUUUGUUAUUUUGAACUCAAAUUCCCAAAUUUGGCUUUAUACCAAUACAAAUUCAACAAAACGAUCUGUGAAAAUGAUACAUUGAAGGCAGCGAUCUUUCAAACCUCAAAGGAUGUUGAUGAUCAAUCUGCUGCUUCAGAUGAUACAGUUUGUGUUUUCAAAUGACUUUGUUUUUACGUAUUUGUUGGCAGUUGUUUUGUUGUUAAGUAUCAUUUUUUUACAGUAGCAAUUUGGAAAUGUAUGCUUUGGUACCGACUUUUCUCUUUCUAUAGGUUUGCUUCGAUUUCGACCUGUAAAGACUUAAUUAAAUCCUUAUAUACAGUACAUAUAUAUUUAAAUGAUCUGCAAUGAUGUACAUGUACAUUUUCAUCAUCAUAUCUUGCCAAUUGCCGCAGCAUUGUUUGUAUGGUGUGCAUUCUUUUAUAUUGUCAUUUUAUAUAUAGUAAACAAAAACGAAAUAAUAUGUACAUAGAUAUAUAUGCAGACAGUAUGUGACCAGUAGCGUCAACGUUCAUCCUUUUGGUCCUCCAGUGUGGUUAAUAUUAAUUGAUUUGAUGGAAUGCAUCCUCAGAUGCACAGUACGUGUGAGUGAAAAGAGCAGUGCACAACAGGAAAUCCAGUGCAUUUCAAUGUUUUUAAUCAUUGCCAUUGUGAAAUGUCCCAUCAACUCAUGAAAAAAUAUUGUUUUUGUCCCUCAAUUGUAAAAUAAAUCCUGACGCAGUUCUUGACUAA
Pygocentrus nattereri (red-bellied piranha) is the source of this 5752-nucleotide messenger RNA. RefSeq names its product teashirt zinc finger homeobox 1 (gene tshz1). The record is from RefSeq and is a predicted model, not a curated record. The coding region runs from base 1127 to 4555 and encodes 1142 amino acids. Lineage: Eukaryota; Metazoa; Chordata; Actinopteri; Characiformes; Serrasalmidae. Gene Ontology annotation, cellular component: nucleus. Gene Ontology annotation, molecular function: DNA binding; DNA-binding transcription factor activity, RNA polymerase II-specific. Gene Ontology annotation, biological process: regulation of transcription by RNA polymerase II. The transcript has 2 exons.